CUGGCCACACUGUUUUGAUUGUUUUGAUGGGUGCUCGCUAGUGAAAACCUCGUGCCGGCAAACUGUGCAAAAUUCGUUUUACGUAUUAUUUUACCGGUUUCAACAUGAAACAGAAAACAAACAUUCGAGAUUUAUUUAGCUCCGCUGCCGAACGAAACACAUUUCUAAAGAUUUGUGCUCCGAUGGUAAGAUACAGCAAACUAGAGUUUCGCCAUUUGGUACGUUCGUACGGGACCGAUCUAGCUUUUACCAGCAUGAUAAUGGCUGAUUCCUUCUGCAAGAGCGAAAAGGCACGCCUGAAUGAGUUCACCACAAACGAAGAAGACACACCGUUAAUAGCACAAUUUGCUGCCAACAACACAAUCGACUUCCUGUCCGCCAGCGAGAUGGUCUACCCCUACGUCGAUGGCGUUGAUCUCAACUGCGGUUGCCCCCAGCGUUGGGCUAUGGCGGAAGGGUACGGAAGUGCGCUGUUGAAAACUCCUGAACUUAUAGCCGAUAUGCUCGGAACGGUGCGUCGAAACAUGCCCAGCACGUUCAGUGUUUCGGUAAAGGUGCGCUUGCUAUCGAGCACCGACCAUAAACGAACGAUCGAAAUGUGCCGUCAGCUGGAGGCCACCGGCAUAACAUUCCUUACCGUGCACGGUCGCACUGCACCGGAAAUGACGAAGGUUCCGGUCCAUAAGGACGCGCUGCAGGAAAUCAAACAAUCCAUCGGCAUUCCAAUGGUUGCCAAUGGUGAUAUAUUCACGCUGGACGAUGCGGAACAAAUGUACUUGCAAACAAAGUGCGACGGCGUAAUGACAGCCCGUGGCAUACUUUCCAAUCCGGCACUGUUCGCGGGUCACACCACCACCCCGGUGGAGUGUGUCAAGCGAUGGUUAAACAUCUGCCAGCAGGCCGACACCGACAUUACGUACCAGUGCAUGCAUCAUCACUUUUCCUUCAUGACCGAAUCGCUCCUUACGAAACGUUUGCGCUACGAGCUGAACAAUUUGUCGAAGGAAAAGCAGAAAGUGUACGAGUUCAUUCAGACGCACCUACCGCUGGACGGUGUCGUUGAUGACGUUGGGUCCGGAAGGCAGUAUCCGGAAAAGAUAAGCUGUACCUACAGCGAACGAAACUACCGAGAAAGGACAACGGUGGUAAACGGUGGCAGAAAGGACGAUAGCACUGCCGCUAGUACCGGUAGCUUAUAUGACCCCGAAGCGUCGGAAGGUAACUUUUUCCAAAGCAAGCGGGUAGAACUGGACGCAACGACACCGGCCCUGGAUGGGGAUGGCGAGUCGACCGUGGAUGGAGUCGAUUUUAUGGACGGAAGCAGCAUUUUGUUCGACGAGUGAGUAAGUACAAUAAACGAAAACGAUUUUUUGUUGCUCAAU
This is a messenger RNA of Anopheles arabiensis, 1382 nucleotides long. It is a transcript of the gene Dus4, whose product is annotated as tRNA-dihydrouridine(20a/20b) synthase [NAD(P)+]-like. Gene Ontology annotation, molecular function: flavin adenine dinucleotide binding; tRNA dihydrouridine synthase activity. The record is from RefSeq and is a predicted model, not a curated record. The transcript has 5 exons. Gene Ontology annotation, biological process: tRNA processing. Bases 105 to 1343 code for a protein of 412 amino acids. NCBI's taxonomy places the organism in Eukaryota, Metazoa, Arthropoda, Insecta, Diptera, Culicidae.